Closterium sp. NIES-65 is the source of this 2078-nucleotide messenger RNA. The record is from the annotation of a GenBank genome assembly. Lineage: Eukaryota; Viridiplantae; Streptophyta; Zygnematophyceae; Desmidiales; Closteriaceae.
AUGUACGUUGUCAAGCGCGACGGCCGGAAGGAGGCCGUGCACUUCGAUAAGAUCACCGCUCGAUUGAAGAAGCUCAGCUACGGUCUCAGCACGGAAUUCUGCGAUCCCGUCUUAGUGGCUCAGAAGGUGUGCAUGGGCGUGUACAAGGGUGUGACUACAGCGCAGCUCGAUGAGCUGGCAGCUGAAACCGCAGCGGGAAUGACGGCCACCCACCCAGACUACGCUCUUCUGGCUGCGCGUAUUGCAGUCUCCAACCUGCACAAGAAGACAAAGAAGUCGUUCUCUGAAACGGUGAAGGACAUGUACGCGCAUGUGAACCAGGAGUCAGGGCUUCCCGCACCCUUGAUCGCAGAUGACGUCUACGAGAUUAUCAUGAAGCAUGCGGAGAGGCUAGACAGCGAGGUCAUAUACGACCGGGACUUCGACUAUGACUACUUUGGCUUUAAGACCCUCGAGCGCUCCUACCUGCUCAAGGUGAACGGGAAGGUUGUUGAGCGACCGCAGCACAUGCUGAUGCGAGUGGCGGUGGGGAUUCACAAGGAGGACAUAGAGGCAGCCGUGCAGACCUACCACCUCAUGUCGCAGCGAUGGUUCACACAUGCAUCUCCCACGCUCUUCAACAGCGGCACGCCCAGGCCCCAGCUAAGCAGCUGUUUCCUCGUCUGUAUGAAGGAGGACAGCAUCGAGGGCAUCUACGACACGCUCAAGGAGUGUGCAGUGAUCAGCAAGUCAGCGGGCGGCAUUGGCUUGUCCGCACACUGCAUCCGCGCAAAGGGCAGCUACAUUCGUGGCACCAACGGCAUGUCGAAUGGGAUUGUGCCGAUGCUGAGGGUGUUCAAUGAUACAGCGCGAUACGUGGACCAGGGCGGAGGCAAGCGCAAAGGUGCGUUUGCAAUCUACAUUGAGCCUUGGCAUUCAGACGUGCUUGACUUUCUUGACCUGAGGAAGAACCAUGGCAAGGAGGAGAAUAGAGCAAGGGACUUGUUUUACGGGCUGUGGAUUCCCGACCUCUUCAUGCAACGUGUGCAGGUGAGUGAGAGGUCCAACAUGCCCUGGUCGCUCUUCUGCCCCAACGAGGCCCCUGGUCUGGCGGACUGCUGGGGGGAGGAUUUUGAGGCGCUCUACCUCAGAUACGAGCGGGAGGGCCGAGCCAAGCGGGUGAUACCGUCACAGAAGCUCUGGUUUGCAAUCUGUGAGGCGCAGAUUGAGACAGGAAAUCCGUACAUGCUGUUCAAGGGGGUUCCGUCUGAAGCCCAUCCGUCCAAGCUGACUGGAAGCCUCAACCACGACCAGCGAUUCUUCGACUUUGAGAAGCUGGGGGAGAUCGCCAUGUUUGUAUCAUGUAACCUCAACAGAGUAAUCGACGUCAACUUCUAUCCCUCCAUCACCCACCUCUCCCUCCUGUUCCCCACUUUCUUCCAUCUCCCCACGGUCCUCACUCACUCAGUCCUCCCCCUUGCCCCUCUCCUUGCCUGCAAACCCCAGAUCACAGAGGUGGUGACACGCAAUCUCAACAGAGUCAUCGACAUCACAGAGGUUGUGACACGCAAUCUCAACAGAGUCAUCGACGUCAACUACUAUCCCACCGAGUCAGCCCGUCGCUCCAACAUGCGCCACCGGCCCAUCGGCCUCGGCGUGCAGGGGCUGGCAGAUGCAUUCAUUCUUCUUGGCAUGCCCUUUGACUCGCCUCAGCUGAGCAAACUGCAGGAGCAGUUGAAUGGGAGGAAACUAGCUACUACCACUCACUGCACAUAUCAUACCAGCUCGUUCAUUCGUCUUUGUCCUUUUCUCACAACUCCUUCUCUCCCUUCCCCUCCUUCCCCCUUGCACAUUGCUAACGAUCAGGCCCGACAACUGAACCGGGAUAUUUUUGAGACCAUCUACUACCACGCGCUCCGCACGUCGUGCCAGCUGGCAAAGGAGGAAGGCACGUACGAGUCGUACCCCGGCUGCCCUGUCAGCAAGGGCGUGUUGCAACCGGACAUGUGGGGAGUGACUCCCUCUGACCGCUGGGACUGGGCAGCACUGCGAGCCGACAUAGCGGCUCACAGGCUAAGGAACUCCCCUGCUCCCUGCUA